Apis florea (little honeybee) is the source of this 4423-nucleotide messenger RNA. RefSeq lists its product as uncharacterized. NCBI's taxonomy places the organism in Eukaryota, Metazoa, Arthropoda, Insecta, Hymenoptera, Apidae. Gene Ontology annotation, molecular function: DNA-binding transcription factor activity, RNA polymerase II-specific; RNA polymerase II cis-regulatory region sequence-specific DNA binding. The record is from RefSeq and is a predicted model, not a curated record. Gene Ontology annotation, biological process: anatomical structure morphogenesis; cell differentiation; regulation of transcription by RNA polymerase II.
GGCGAGAAGAGGGCGAAGGUGGGGCGCGUGGAGGGGGCGAGGCCCCGCCCACUAAUUCGGCGGUCAAGUGUGACGCGGUGGGCGUCGCCGCGCGGCGCCAAUCGGGCCGCGUCUCGUUACGGGAGGCCGCGUGGUGGGGGCGAGGUGGCGUAUCGGGAGUGUGGGUAUCGUUCGAGCGCAGUGUCCCUGGAGACGCGACGUUGGUUGCUCGAUUUUCCUUCACCCUUCCGGUUUUCCACCGCUCGCGGUUUCCGGCCGCGUGCGCUUACACUCGUGUCGCUUCCGGUCCCCCCGUUUCCGACAAAAACUCGCCGAUCUUCCCGUCGAGAUCGAACAUCGGCCGCACCCGGCCCUCCAGCAACCUAUUUUCCAGCAUCGGAACGGCGAGAGAUGGAUUUUCGACGGCCGGAAGGGGAGAGAUCUCGACGCUGAUGUCGAGAGAGAGAGGGAGGACAGUUUUCCGAUCGAUCGCUCCGAUUGGAUGGAUCUAUCUCGAUGGAAGAUUUUUAAAUUUUCGAGCGUUCGACGAAAGGACCGAUACUUCCCUUCCCUUCGCUUUGUUACGAAAAUGGUAAAAUUCCUCGAAUUUUAUGGAGAAAUUAUGGAAGGAUCGAUUAGAUUUUGAGGAAACGGUUUUUCGGAUCUGCCGUUUAAUAGAGUUACAUUGUGUUUUUCCUUUUUUUCUUUUCCGAGGAAAUCGAUGAAAAAUUGGUGAAAAAGUCGAGUGACAGACGGGGGAAAAAAAAAAAAAAAAAAGAAACGAUCGUGAUUACGAACAACAUUGAUCUGUUGUCCGAAAAACUGAUUUGAAAUUUUUGUGUGAAAAGUGAGCAUCGAGGUAUCCGGAAAGAGUGGGAUUUAUGGAUUUUUUUUUCAAUGGACUGUAAAUACCUGUGAAGCAUGAGAGGGAGCAAGACUUUUUGAAGAAGCUUUCAGUGCACUUGCAGGGAUAUUGUUCGAGCGCAAGAUUCUGUUCGACGUUCCAUAAUAAAAGAGAGGACUGGCCUCGAACGAGCGAAACAAUAUGAGCGCAACAUCGAUCAGCAUCGAUCCAAGAAAAUAAGAUAGCGGAAUAACGACAGUUUGCCGGGACUCGACGAAAGGCGCACACGUCUCGAUGUAACAACCGUUGAGAGAAAGAUGCGAGGGGAAGAAGGAAGAGAAGGGGGAAGGAAAUAACGCGAGGAAUUCGAUGAGAAGGUCAGGAGGGGUUGUGAUCGUUGGUGCCGAGUUGGAGCAGAGCCGAGCGCAGGUUUCGAAAAAGGGGGUCGUGGAGGAGAGGACGAUUGGAAGAAGACGAAGGGGAGGAUGCCUCGACCGUCGAGGGACACUUACGGCGACCAGAAGCCGCCAUAUUCCUAUAUUUCGUUGACAGCUAUGGCGAUAUGGUCGUCGAGGGACAAGAUGCUGCCUCUGGCCGAGAUCUACAAAUUCAUCGCCGAUCGGUUCCCCUAUUACAGGAAGGACACUCGAAGGUGGCAGAACUCGUUGAGGCACAAUUUGUCCUUCAACGACUGCUUCAUCAAGGUGCCAAGGGGACCCCACCGUCCUGGCAAGGGCGCCUACUGGGCUCUUCACCCGGCAGCUCUCUCCAUGUUCGAGAACGGCUCCCUCUUACGGCGCAGAAAACGUUUCAAGCUGCACAAACCCGACAAAGAACUGUUGAAAUCCGAGCUCCAGGCCCUGGCGUCCGCCAUGCCGCCCCCUCACUCCGAAUCCUCGCCCGUCCUGUCGAUAAAUCCUAACGCGCAGACGAGCAGUCUCACUGUUGCCAAUCUUCAUCGUCUUCGCGACGAUUUGCUCCGUUGGGAGUUGCAGGAGCGCCGCCUAGCCAUGACUUCUGGCGGUAACAGUUCGCCAAGCUUCACCACGCCCGAGGCUGGAUCAAGCUAUUACCUAUUGUCGCCAGAGGUUCGACAGAGACUGGCCGGAACGGACGAGAUCCUUCGCGGUUACGAGAGCAACCUGUUGCAGGCAGGAAGUUGGAGCUUUCCAGGCUUCCAGGUCUCACCGUACGUGUCUCAGCUCUCCUACUUUCAGACAGAUAUACCGGAAAGUAGACAGAUCUGCGCUGGAAACGCAGAGGCUGGUGUCCCUGAAAAGACUGACUCCAGGCUUUUCCUGGAGACCGCGAGAGGCGCCACGAUCGAGUCUGCCGAUGGUAAAGUUCGUUGUCCGCCGUUGGAGGCUGGAAUUUCCAAUCAGACGAGCAUCCAACCCGGCCAGAAGAAGAAGAAGAAACCGUUUACAAUCGAGAAUAUCAUCGCGCCGGACGAUGAACAGAUUUCGAGUAAUUCGGAGGACGAGAAGAGAUCUUCGGGCCAUCUUCUGGUGCCUAGACCGCUUUACGCCGGAUUCUCGUUCGGUCUGCCCACGAGUAAGGUCCCGUAUGAGACCGCCACCUGAAUUUACUAGAUUCGACUAGUGUCUAGUGGAUAAUUCAAAGCGAACUGGAAACGCUGGUGGCGCGACGAUCGGCAUUCAGACGAGGCGCUAGUGGAUACACAGAUUCUGGUGAUGAAUGAACUAACGGAUCCUGUUUGUGCGCUUCUCUCUCUCUCUCUCUCUCUCUUCUCUUUCUCUUUCUCUCUAUCUCUCGUGUUCUCGAGAAGAUUUUUUUCAAGCGUGGAAAGGAAGGGAAGACUUUUCUGGUGGUGUGAAGCUAUGGAUCGAAAUGUUUCAAGAAGUUUUGCUUUUGGAAUUGAGGAAAUGACUACAGAAGGUUCUUCUUUUAAACUUGAUUGAAUAGAUAUCCUGAGGUAAUAUUUCGAUUACUUACAAAGUAUAAAUACGUAUAAUUCUGAUUCGCUGUUUCCAUUCGAAGAGAGAAUUUGAUAAUUUGAUAAAUUAGAUUUUUUUUUAAAUAACGUUUGUUCAAGUGAAAUGAGAUAUCGUGGCAACGGUUCGUGGUAGAUUAUUGGUGUAAUAACAGUUUGUAUGGUAUAUUUCUAAGUCUGAAAUUUAGGAAGAUUAUAAGAAUGAUGAUAUCUAAUCGUAGGUGAUUAUACACGUUAUUUAAAUCACUUUUGUGCAAAAUAAAUUGGACAAAUGGUCAUAGUGAUCAAGCUAAUACGAUAUUUUAUUAGAAUUAAACGUUUGUGGGUAUAUGUAUAUACUUACAUAUAUAUAUAUAUAUAUAUAAACCUUAUAAAAAUUCUUAAUCCACAUAACUUAUCUUAAAAUUCUUGUUAUGGAUUAUUAAUAUUCAACUGGUUGACUGGUCAAUUAGAAACAAUGGAUAAACUAAUUGAAUAAGCAGAGUAAGAGUUACUUUCUAAAGAAGUAUGUGAAAAUUUUGAAAGUUAUAAAUUUAUACUCAAUAAAUUUGUACGGAUACAUUGUUUAAAAAAAUGUUUCUAAUUGAAAAUUAGAAGAGAUAUAGAAUCGAUAUAAUUUUUUUACUGAGAUUUUAAUAUCUAAAUUAUAUCAAUGUGUUAAAAUAUACUUCAAAUUUCAUUUUUUUUAUUUAUAAACUUAUUUACGAGUCAUAAAAUAAUCAGUGCAAAAUUUAACUGACGGUACUGCUAAUGGUAAGUCUUCUCUUUUUCCUUUCGAUGGAACUUGACUAAGUUUUUUAGGAUGAAAUAUUUUGAGAAAGAUGAUAAAAGUGAAUAUAAUAAUACUAAACGUAAUUUAAAGAAAAUGAUAAAAUUUAUUAAUGAUGCAAAGAAAUGAAAAAUACGGUGUUCGAAAAUUAUUUGAUAGAUUAAACGAUAAAAUAAAAAUAAAAAUUUGUAUAGAAUAAAGAAAUAAAACUACUGUCUAUAUAUUAUAAUUCUUUCAUGGAUUGGUAAUCCGUUAUGCAUCGCAUAAUAAAAAUGACAAUCCUAUAAAUAUGUAAAUUUUGAUUUUCUCAAAUUUUUCUUAUAAUCUAUCAUCAUUAAAUUAAAAACUAAUAAAAAUCAAAGAUAUUCAUAUAAUUUGAUAUAUAAUUCUCGAACACCUUAUAGAUAACGAUAAAUCGAGCAUAACAAUAUAUUUAAUGUUUAACAAUGUGUAUGCAUUUAACAAGCAACGACAUUUUUGCCUGUGUAUCAUUGUAACAUUUUAUAUUCGUUUUACAACAAGAAUCUUACUUAAAGCACAAGGAGUAUGAGAUUUAUUAGAGAAGGAAAAAAAAAAAAAAAAAAAAAAAAAAAAAAAAAAAAGAAAAAAAAAAGAAUAAUUAACAAGGCACCUACAAAGUUCUCGAAGUCAUUUAAAAUUACUUGAAAAACAAAGAAAAAGACAAAAAAAAAUAUAUUACUAAAGUAGCGAGUCCAAACGUACAAUAAAGUAUUUUACAAAAACACAAGUUAUUAUUUACAAGAUAAAAGAAAAAAUGUGCUAUAAUAUAAUGCAGAAUACUUAGAAAACGUAUCUAAAGAACAUUGAAAAGUAUAUCAAUCUUAUAUAAUUGCUCGAGUAAAAGUAUUAUAAAUUA